Molecule: messenger RNA, 645 nt
Organism: Periconia digitata
Lineage: Eukaryota; Fungi; Ascomycota; Dothideomycetes; Pleosporales; Periconiaceae
Source: the annotation of a GenBank genome assembly
AUGUUACAAGGUAGGCAUGUAGCCUUGUACGCCGUGUCUCUUCUAACCCUUCCAUCCAUAUCUGCAUCUUGCAACACCUCCGCCGCACCUAAAUCCAUCUCAGCACCCUUCCUGUCUUACUCUGUUCCCCGUAGACACGGCGCCAAAACGCUCUAGUCACACAAGCAACACUUUGACAUAUGUCACAUCAAUCAAUCCCCCCUCUAACCUUCCUAUACACUUCUUUGAAAGCUUGAGCUUAAAACCACAUCCCAACAUCCAACCGAACUCCGCCCCUACGCACCUAUUCCCUAUUUUCUCUUAGACUCGUCCCCAAACCUGAAUCCUUCGUCUGCACCUCUAGUCUGUCCCCCCCGCGCUCGUAAAGUCUAAUCCAAAAAAGACCGCUUACACGCGUUCGAUGCGGGUGGGGCCGAGAACUUGCUGACCCAGACCCAGCUGGGGAGUUUCGGUGAUCGGGAAAAGCUGGUGAUCAGGGUUCUUUUUUUUUUUCGUACGCGAAGGGUAAACGGUUGUAAUCUCCCACACAUACUUUUUCCCGCCCCAGCUCGCACAGUGCUUCGACGCCUUCAUAUUACAUUAUCACUUAGGCCUACAUGCUGCUGCUGCUGCUUGCCUCGCCUGCACUCUCACACGUCGGCAGUA